Messenger RNA from Chlorocebus sabaeus (green monkey), 5161 nucleotides. The record is from RefSeq and is a predicted model, not a curated record. NCBI's taxonomy places the organism in Eukaryota, Metazoa, Chordata, Mammalia, Primates, Cercopithecidae.
AAUCGACUUCCUCGACUAUCUCCGUGCCCUGGACCCGCCCUCUCCGCCUGGCGCCAGGCCGCCGAGCGCCGAUCGGCUAGAUGAGCGGAGGCGCUGCUGCGGCGCUGCGGCCGACGCCGGGUCUGCACCCACAGUCUCCCCCUCCCAGCUUUUUACCUCGGCUUCCCACUCCUUCCCCCGCCCGCCCAGCACCGCCCGCCCAGCACCGCUAGCCCGGGAGAGCUGCCGGGAGUUCCCCGGGAGCCUCAGAAUACUCCUGUGACCCCAAAAAGACUUCUCCUCACGAGCAAGCAGGCAGUUCUGCAGCAGGUUCUCCAGCUGGGUGUCAAUUCGGAUACUGUAUACCUAGAGAUAGCAUCAGAUCCUGCAGGUUGAGGACUUACUCCUACAAGAUUCCCCCCAACUUCAGGCAGUGAUUAUCCUGUUGAGAAGUAGAAAAUACUUCGCAAGUAAAAAAUAUGCCUCCCAAGUUUAAGCGCCACCUCAAUGAUGAUGAUGUCACGGGUUCUGUGAAAAGUGAAAGGAGAAAUCUUUUGGAAGAUGAAUCAGAUGAAGAAGAGGACUUUUUUCUAAGGGGACCAUCUGGACCAAGAUUUGGACCUAGAAAUGACAAAAUUAAGCAUGUUCAGAAUCAAGUGGAUGAAGUUAUUGAUGUCAUGCAAGAAAAUAUUACAAAGGUAAUUGAGAGAGGGGAGAGACUAGAUGAACUACAGGACAAAUCAGAAAGCUUAUCGGAUAAUGCAACAGCUUUUAGCAACAGAUCCAAACAACUUCGAAGGCAAAUGUGGUGGCGCGGAUGCAAAAUAAAAGCCAUCAUGGCUUUGGUUGCUGCUAUCCUUUUGCUAGUGAUUAUCGUUCUUAUAGUCAUGAAAUACCGUACUUGAUUUGAUGACAGAGAUCUUCAUUAAACAAGAUCUGGGACAGUAAUAAAAGAUUGCUGCAUAAUUUAAAUGAAACCUAUGUGUAUAUAACUUUCAAAACUUCUUUUUCCAGAAACUAAGAGGCAAGUAUCACUUCAAAUUGGAACGUGGAGAAUGUCCAAUUAUCUUCUCCCCUUCUAACAAAAUGUUCUUUUAAUAAUUAUGUUUAAGGCAAAGAGAACUAGCCUCUAUUUUUCCAUAUUUCAAGGAUCUAAUUUGAAACUAGAUACUUGCCAGUUCAUUAUUUGUGUAUAUAAACACUGAUGAUAAUAUUUCAUACUAGUAAUUUAAUGGCAUAAGGACUUGCAUUAUUGCAAUAGGGAGUGGGUCAUGCUGGGGGUCAGGAAACCUGUGUAGAGUACCAAAUUAUAUGCUGAAAGAGAUGCAUAACCAUUCUGUCAAUAUUUGCAGAAAUAUCAUUCUUUUCAUAUUACAGUUGUUUUGCAAGCAAUUUCCAUAUUUAUAGUUGUAACAAAAGCUAAAUGUUGUAAAUGUUGCCUUCAGCUAUAACUAAAAACAUUCCAGUAAAUAUAUUUUUGACUGUGUAAGAGAAUGUGUAAUUUUUUUGGCAUUUGGAUUAUGGAAAUGGAAAUUUUUAAACAGUGUGAAAAAACAUAGUAUGGCACCAUAAAACUGGACAUAAUAAAGUUAUUGAAGAGUGUCACUGGAGUAUUUGAAAAUGACCAAUAUAUAGCUGCCAGUCAUGGUCCAGUCUGUUUUCAGUUAAACUCCAAUAAAGAGAGAUGAGUCAGUCCUAAUGUGAGUAAAUGAAAUUCACAGGUAACUUACUCCUUAAUUUUAUUUUAGUUAAUAGCCUCUAACUUCCAACUAUCUCAUUUACCAAAAGUAUGAAAAGUAGCAAAACCAUCUAUUAAUACUUUGAAUUUUAUAUCUUUGCAUUUCCCGUUCAUCCUUGAGGAGAUGUAUGUUGCACAAUCAAGUUUUGCAUCAGCCAACAAUAAUGAGUAGUAGAAAGUCAGGAACCUAGGUAUAUAUAUAUAUAUAUAUACAUACAGGAUAAUCAGUCAGUCAGUAACCAGAUGCUAGAGAGUGACCAUUAACCUAAGCCUGUUUUUAUAAUAAAAAAAUGUGUUAACUUUAAAAUAUGCCAACCUCCUUGCGUCUUUUAAACAAGUCAGAGUGAAAAUACAUUGUCCCCUAAGGUGUGGAGAGAGAAGCUUUAUAAUAAAAUUAGUGAUUCUGCAGAAACUUGUGCACUGGAUAUCUUGAGAAUAUGAAUAUAAAACUCCCUAAAUUAAAAAUAGGGUUAAUAGAAAUUACCAGUAUUUAAAUAGGGAAAAAUGAUUUUAUGUUUAUUUUAUUUGAGUUUUAUUUCUUUGGUCAUCUUAAUGCGAAAUGAAUAAAGCAUAGAAUCUGGGUUUGGUGUUUUGUUUUUUGUUUUUUGUCUGUUUUUAAAAUUCUACAGGAUUAUUACUAGGAGGCAAAAAAUGUUGUUUAGAAUGGAAAGAAAUUUGAAGAGAGAAAGCAGACUGAGACACUCAAGACACCUGCAAGUUAUCUAAGAAGAUCUAAAUAGAAUUUCUAAACUUUAUAGUUUGCUUAGAGCAUUAAGGAGGAGAUAAAGGUCUUACAUACUAUAGCAUAUUGUCUCUGGUCUCUAUGCUCUUUGUAAAUGUCAAUGUAAAUGGCGUCUGAACUGCUAAUAAAUCUUUUAACAAGAUACCCAGAAAAAUGAGCAUUUUUAGAAUUUCAGUAGCUAAUAAUUCAGAAAUGGAAAUAUUUUAACUGAAUGGACAGACUCAGUCCUAACAUUUGUAUGUAUGUUCUUUAUUUGAAUUGGAACUAGGCUUGUAAGUUUUAAUUUUCCAUUAGUUGAUGUAGAAAUCCGGUUCCUCCAUAAUAUCUACAAGUGAAGAUGACGAUUACUUCUCAAAAAGCAUCCAUAUUUCCAGUGUUUCUUUUAAUAAAGUAUGCCACUUUUAAAUAAAUUACAAAAAGUAAAAUUAUAAAUUUUUUAAAGUUUAAAUAAGUAAAAGUAAUAUUUAUUUGACAAUAUAUAUGUCACUGUCUUUGUAAUUUAAACAUAUUGUUACCUGGGAUAUGGGUAACAGACAUAUCACUCAUGGAACUUUGUAGUAGUGAUGGCUUGGUUUGUAGUUUGUCAUUUCAUCUUUCUUGGUCUUGAUUAAUCCUGAAAUCCUUAAAAUGGCUGGCAUGGUUAUGACUUUAUUGUGGUAACCUCAGAGAUGUAAGCCCUCUUAUGAUCAAAAACAGAAGAAAAAAUACAUUGUUCAAACUGAUGCCAGGCCUACCUUCAUUACCUCCCUUAAUUACUGUUUUUCUCAUUCAGCUCAGAUCAUCCUGCACUUGAAAGAUGAAGUUUUACCAUCAUCAAAACUAUCAUUAUUUAACAACAAGUGAAGAUCAACAGAAAAAUUCAAGUAGCUUUGCAAAUACUAGUUGAUUCUCAGUGAAAUCACGUCACUAUUUUCAUGCCUGAAUCCAUACCCUUGUGAUUUAUGUUUAAUUACAGAAGCCUAUUGCCUUGCAGCAAUUUCGUUGUUAUAAUACUGAUAAUUAGUUACUCCUUCUUAUUAUAACUCAGUAAUACCUGUGGUCGUUUGGUUCCUCUAUCCUGACAAAGUUCACUGGAAAUUGCCCUCAGAUUUUAUAAACUGGGGGAUUUCUUAAUUAGAUGAAAGUUCACUAUUAAAGAUGGAAUAUUAUAUAAGAUGGAGGAAGUGUAAUUAAUACACAUGAGAUAUAGAAAUACUUUGUUAGCCCUCCUAUAGAUUGCCUAUUUUAGUCUUUCUGUGCAUUUCAGUACUCUGUAUUAGAAAAUUAUAACUUCAGCACUUUUGAUAGCAAAAAUUGGCAUCUUUCAAUUCUGUAUAGUAUGUGGGUAUCCUGUAAAUGAUAAUACGUGUACAGACUGAGAAGGCAGGAAUAUAAUAUAAAGAAAUUGAAAUCUCUCAUUGCCAGUAUACUCUAAAACAGGCUUGAUGCCUUGUCAGCAUCAUUGCCCACAUUGACUCUGUAAUCUGUAUAUACACUAUGAUUAGAAAAUAUGCAAGAAAUUGUUUUUCCAUGUCAAGAACAAAUGCCAAUAGAAGAUGUCCCCUUAAUUGUAUUGUCAGAGUAUUACUAUGUCAAGGAUGACUGUUCUGUUAACCUAAUUUUGUGUUUUCACAUGGAAAUGUGAUUGGACUCCAUUUUUCUGUGAGUUGAGAGUAAGAGCAUAAGUCAGUUUGAAAGCAUUUACAAGUUUGUUUUAGAAUGUAGUGUAGGGCUUAUAUUUGUGCAGGAAAUUGCCACAAAGCAGUGGAAAGACACUGGAUUCUAAGGGCUGAAAGGUGCUCUACUUCUUGUUUUUUCCCAUGUUGUAGACAAAUGACAUCAUGCCUUAGAUUGAUGUAGAGUUUAGGUCCUCUUUAAUACUCUGAUGUUAGUCUUAUUCUGACUUCUUUUUCUGGAAACCAAGUAGAAUUAGGGAUGGGAACACAAAUGCAUUUAUUCUGGCUCCUGUUUUAUUCCAUGAAGCUUCUUGGAACAAAUCAGUAGGAACUGAAAAGAAAGCAUGACCAACCCAGUUACAGGGGAUAAAUGUAAGCUUGUGAAAGUAAGCACCACACCAUGUUUAUGUCUCCCCAGCACCCAGCACAGUGCUGUGUACCUUGGCAGAUGCUAGAUAAAUGUGUGUUGAAUGAAUGUGCCUAUGAAGCCACAAAGAUGCCACAUGUUAGUAUAUCAGUGAGAGCUGAUUCCAUAGUGCUCCCUGGACAAGCAACAUGAGCCUUUCGCUUUUGCCUGGAUAUAGUGGUGUUCUUCUGCUGUAACUGGGUGUGGAAAAACUCUGGCUUUAUGGUAUUCCAUUAGGUUCUUUUCAUUUAAAGUAGUCUUAAAUCAAAGUAUCAAAUAUUUUAAAGCCACAAAGUAGAUUACAUAAUUAGCAGAGAUUUUAGUCAGUAAAAUGUUAGAAAUCAAACUGUAAGAAAACUCAAGCCGUUUAUUUUGUGUCUUGGGUAUCUGUCAUUAUUUUAAAUUCCACGCUCCCUUACUUAAUCACUUUGGUAAGUGCCUUUGAUGUUUGUUUUGAGAUGCAUAGUGGGAGAUGAGUAAAUGUGAAUGUCAUGUGCCCUGUUCCCUAGCUUCUCGAUUCCUCAUAACCAUUUCUACCAGUGUUGGCAAAGUUUAGUCCUUUGUGUUAAUAUCAGAAAUGUAUUUGUAGCCCCUCCAUAGUGAACAGUGAAAUAAACUAUUUCAUAGAAAACAAAAAUUAA